AUGGCCCCUAUCCAAUUUGGCGUCCUCGCCUUUGCCUACCAAGUAGUCGACAUAGCCGGGCCCACGGAUCUUCUCAGCUCCGCCAACAAGAGCGCCCUCAAAACCAUUCAGCAAUACGGCCCUAUUGACGAGGACCUCAUUUCCCGAGCACCAGAAUUUGUGUUCCAUCAUAUUGGCGUGAGCAGAGAUCCCGUCGACCUGGGUACUAGCCAGAUGACGAUUGUCCCUACAACGACUGUGGAUGAGUGUCCCGAGCUGGAUAUCUUGCUCGUUGGAGGGCCGUACCUGGGUGCCUUUGACUUAAACCCCAAGCACGCUGAUCUGAUUCGAAGACACGUCGCUGCUGGAAAGCUCCUCUUUACAACCUGCACUGGUGCCAGCCUCGUCGCGUCCACAGGCGCCCUAGACGGGAGGAAGGCCACGGUCAACAAUAUCGAAUACGAGUGGGUGAGGAAACGCUGGCCGAAAGUCAACUGGACUCGGGAGAAGAAGUGGAUCAUCGACGGCAACAUCUGGACAGGAUCUGGCGCGAUCGCUGGGACGGACAUGGUUGCCCACUGGCUCAAGGAAAACUAUGGCCUAGAUGUGCUCAUCCAAGCUGCCGCCACCUUGGACUAUGAACCGCGAGAUGCUGAUGGUUUGUUCAACGUGUUUCCGCAGAGGUCUAGUUCGAAGGGAGAGAAGAUUUCUACUCAUGUUUUUAGAUAUUAUGAAGAGUAA
Molecule: messenger RNA, 720 nt
Organism: Talaromyces proteolyticus
Lineage: Eukaryota; Fungi; Ascomycota; Eurotiomycetes; Eurotiales; Trichocomaceae
Product: class I glutamine amidotransferase-like protein
Exons: 1
Coding region: 1-720 (239 amino acids)
Source: RefSeq, a predicted model, not a curated record